GGACCUGGGCCUUCAACCACCGCAUGCCAUACCAGUGGGGUAAGUAUGACGAAACGCAAUUUCAAGGCCUUGACUACAUCGUCGACUCGGCCUCAAGGCACAAUAUCAAGCUCAUCCUUGCUUUGGGCAACACCUGGGAGGCCUACCGCUCGCCGCAAGACUUCAUGCGUAUGGCCGGCAUCAAUCCAGCCGGCAAGGACAUCCUCGAUUUCUAUAACUCGUCUGAUGUCCGACACCUAUACCGAGACCACAUCUCGGCCCUUGUUUGGCGCACCAACGUCUUCAACGGCCGCCGCUAUCGUGAUGAUGACGCCGUCAUGCAGUGGGAUGCGAUGAAUGAGCCAAGGUGCCCAGGGUGCAUGGAUGCUGCCUCUCAAGCCGUUGUGCAGUCCUUCCUGCAAGAGACGACGGCACACCUCCGCGCAAACGCUCCCAACCAGCUUAUUGCUAUUGGUACUGAGGGCUACUUUCUUAACUCGUACGAGGGCUGGAAUCCCGGGGCUGGAGCUCGCUGCGAAGGCGAGGACUGGGUUGCUCUGAACAAGCUGGGUACCACGGACGUCACUAUCGUCCAUGCCUACGAACGCCAGCUGGAAUCCGUUCCGCCCAAGUGGACCAAGUGUGACUUUUCCUGCUUCUGCAACUACCUGGUUCAGUACCUAAGCGCACAUCAACGGGCCGCUUCGGAUGUCGGCAAGCCGCUCAUCCUUGAGGAGUUUGGGCUGAUCCUGCCUCAAUACACUGAAGAGCAGCGGGUGCUUCUCUUCCGUCUGGUCGCGGACAACAUGCAAUGGAUGAAGCAGACUGGCGGGCCAAUGGCUGGGGCUAUGUUCUGGAACGCUGCUAUCGGCACCGUAUGGGACGACGGGUACAAUGUGUACCUGGACGGCCCGGUUACAAAGCCUCAGCCGUCUCCAUCGCCAACCGUGACCCCUGCGCCAACCAAGCAGCCCACCUCUGGCCCGACUUCAGCACCUACCUCUGCCCCUACUUCAGCACCUACCUCUGCCCCUACUUCAGCACCUACCUCAGCGCCGACGUCGGCACCCACUUCUGCGCCCACCGCGGCACCUACAUCGGCGCCGGUGCGCGCUCCUAUUGUCGCCAACACCGAGACGUUGACCGACUUUUUGCGUGGCCCGCAGCGCGCCGCCUGUGCAGAGGCCGCUGCAAAGUGGUGGUUGCCCACGUGGACGGCUUCUUGGGCUCAAACCGUUGACAUGACCGCCUACACUAACCGCUGCAGGGACAUGACGGUACUGAAGGUCUUGCUGGACACUAGGGAUGUGAUCUAUUACUAACGGUAGCUAUUUACACAUGAA
Messenger RNA from Astrephomene gubernaculifera, 1322 nucleotides. Lineage: Eukaryota; Viridiplantae; Chlorophyta; Chlorophyceae; Chlamydomonadales; Astrephomenaceae. The record is from the annotation of a GenBank genome assembly.